Molecule: messenger RNA, 279 nt
Organism: Drosophila willistoni
Lineage: Eukaryota; Metazoa; Arthropoda; Insecta; Diptera; Drosophilidae
Product: putative gustatory receptor 59c
Exons: 2
Coding region: 1-234 (77 amino acids)
Biological process (GO): sensory perception of taste
Cellular component (GO): membrane
Source: RefSeq, a predicted model, not a curated record
AUGAUAUCGCAAAUAGCAAGUCGUACCCUCUUUCCAUUGGAAUUGGACAAGCGGAUCGAUGCAGCUAUUGAAAAUCUCCAGCUACAACUAGUGUGCCACCCAUUCAAAUUUACCGUGCUGGGGCUGUUCAAUCUAGAUCAAAGUACAGCUGUCCUAGUGGCAAAUGCUUUAAUGAUCAAUGCAAUUUUUCUUAUACAAUAUGAUAUUGCAAACAAUACAACUGUGAAAUUUUAAGAUGAGAUCAAUAAAAUUAAGUAUAACGAAAUUUGUAUAAUCAAG